This is a messenger RNA of Pezoporus flaviventris, 4138 nucleotides long. RefSeq names its product integrin subunit alpha 9 (gene ITGA9). The record is from RefSeq and is a predicted model, not a curated record. Bases 87 to 3185 code for a protein of 1032 amino acids. NCBI's taxonomy places the organism in Eukaryota, Metazoa, Chordata, Aves, Psittaciformes, Psittacidae. Gene Ontology annotation, biological process: cell adhesion mediated by integrin; cell-matrix adhesion; cell-cell adhesion. Gene Ontology annotation, cellular component: external side of plasma membrane; integrin complex. Gene Ontology annotation, molecular function: integrin binding. The transcript has 28 exons.
CCCGCCUGGGAGUCGGCGCUCUGCUGGCCGGGGCUCAGCGCUCAGCGGCGCCGGGACGGGCGGCUGCCGCCCCUGGGGCUCGCAGGAUGCCGGCGGCUGCGCGGCGGCGCGGGGCGCGGGUGCUAUGGGCGCUGCUGUGGGUGUCCCUAGCGCGCUGCUACAACGUGGACCUGGGUCGCCCCGUGGUUUUCCAGGGCCCCAAUGGCUCCUUCUUCGGGUACUCGGUGCUGCAGCACUACCACGACAGCACGCGGUGGGUCUUGGUUGGUGCUCCCAAGGCAGAAUCUAAAUACAGCACCUCUGUUCAGUCCCCAGGAGCAGUGUUUAAAUGUCGAGUCCAUACCAACCCUGACAGGAGAUGCACCGAGCUGGAUAUGGGGCGAGGCAACUCUCGGGGCAUGCUCUGUGGCAAGACCUGCAAAGAAGACAGAGAUGAUGAAUGGAUGGGUGUGAGCCUGGCUAGACAGCCGAAGGCUGGUGGAAGCGUGCUGGCAUGUGCUCACCGCUGGAAGAACAUCUACUAUGAGACAGAGUACAUCCUGCCUCAUGGCUUCUGCAACAUCAUUCCCCCCAACCUGCAGCCCAAUGGGAGGAGGCUGUUUCCCUGCUAUGAAGAGUACAAGAAGAAGUAUGGGGAGGAGCACGGCUCAUGCCAGGCAGGGAUUGCGGGCUUCUUCACAGAGGAGCUGGUCAUCAUGGGUGCACCGGGAUCUUAUUAUUGGACAGGAACUGUCAAAGUACUGAAUCUCACUGACAACACAUAUUACAAGCUAAACGAUGAUGCCAUGAUAGGCAGGCGGUACACAUACCUUGGAUAUGCAGUGACAGCAGGUCAUUUCUCCCAGCCGACUAGCACGGACGUUGUAGGAGGAGCUCCCCAGGAUGGAGGCAUCGGAAAGGUUUAUAUCUUCAGAACAGACAGACUGUCAGGCUCUCUGGUAAAGAUUUUUCAGGCUUCAGGGAAAAAGAUGGGCUCUUACUUUGGCUCCUCCUUAUGUGCAGUUGAUCUGAACUCUGACGGGUUGUCAGACCUGCUGGUCGGAGCACCUAUGUUUUCUGAGAUCAGAGAUGAAGGUCAAGUCACAGUCUAUAUCAACAGAGGAAACGGGGUGCUGGAAGAGCAGCUGGUCCUGGAUGGUGACAGCGCCUACAACGCGCACUUUGGGGAGAGCAUGGCUGCGCUCGGUGACAUUGAUGAUGAUGGAUUCCCAGAUGUUGCCAUUGGAGCGCCUAAGGAGGAUAACUACAGAGGAGCAGUGUACAUUUACCAUGGGGAUGCCAAUGGUAUUGUACCUCAGUACUCUAUGAAGCUGUCCGGGCAAACAAUAAACCCCAUGCUGAGGAUGUUCGGCCAGUCCAUAUCAGGGGGAGUGGAUAUGGAUAGCAAUGGUUAUCCAGAUAUGACUGUUGGAGCCUUCUUGUCAGACAACGUGGUACUUCUGAGAUCCAGGCCUGUCAUUACCAUGGAUAUCUCCAUUUUCCUGCCCGUGUCCAUCAAUAUCACAGCUCCUCAGUGCCAUGAUGGCUUGCAGCCAGUGAACUGCCUCAAUGUCACGACGUGCUUCCGCUUCAGUGGCAAGCGUGUUCCUGGAGAAAUAGGUUUGAAUUAUAACUUGACUGCUGAUGUGGCAAAGAAGGAAAAGAGCCAGCAACCCAGAGUUUAUUUUGUGACUUCUGGAGAGACGAUGGGGCAGAUCACAGAGAAGUUAGAGCUGACAUACAUGCAGGAAAAGUGCGAGCAUUACCUGGCAUAUGUCAAGAAAAGAGUCAAAGACGUUAUAUCUCCAAUUGUAUUUGAAGCUGCAUACAGCCUUGGGGAACAUGUAAUAGAAAGAGGAAAAGAGGACAAGGAACUGCCUGCUCUCAAGCCCAUACUCCGCUGGAAGAAAGGACAAAAGAUAGCACAAAGGAACCAGACUGUUUUCGAGAGGAACUGUCAAUCUGAUGACUGUGCUGCUGAUUUGAAACUUCAGGGUAAAUUACUGCUCUCUAGUGUUGAUGACAGAACUGCCUACCUGGCCCUGGGAGCGGUGAGGAACAUCUCACUUAACAUUUCCAUCUCUAACGUUGGGGAUGAUGCCUAUGACACCAAUGUUUUCUUCAAUUUUUCUGGAGAGCUCUUCUUCAUCAAAAUGUGGCAAAAGGAGGAGCUGGGCAUUGCCUGUGAGUUGCUUGAGUCAGAUUUCCUCAAGUGCAGCGUGGGAUUUCCUUUCAUGAGAUCGAAAUCUAGGUAUGACUUCAGUGUGAUCUUUGAUACGAGCCACUUGUCUGGGCAGGAAGAAACACUUACCUUCCUUGUCACUGCACAAAGUGGAAACCUAGAACGCACUGAAUCUCUGCAUGAUAACACCCUAACCCUGUCGGUGCCCCUGAUGCAUGAAGUGGACUCAUCUAUCAAUGGAGAAGUCUUCCCUACUUCAUUUUUCUAUGGUGAUUCUGUGGAAGCGUCCAACUUUGUUCAGUUGGAAAACCAUGAAUGUCAUUUCCAGUCUCUCAACUUCACACUGCAGGUUUACAAUGCGGGGCCAAGCACUCUCCCUGGAGCUUUUCUUGACAUUUCAUUUCCAAACCGCCUCUCUGCCACUGGAGCCGAAAUAUUUCAUGUUCAACAGAUGAUGGUUGGUCAGGACAAAGGAAGCUGUUCUUUUCACAGAAACCCCAGCCCAUGCAUUGUUCCUCAAGAGAAUGAGAAUAUUUUCCACACGAUAUUUGCUUUUUUCACAAAGUCUGGCAGAAAAGUAUUGGACUGUGAAAGACCAGGCAGGUCCUGCUUAAUUAUACGCUGCAACUUAAGUUCACUAGCCAAAGCAGAGUCCUGUGAUAUAAGUAUCUACACGCUGCUGAAUACAGAGAUACUGAAGAAGGACAGUUCAUCAGUCAUCCAGUUCGUCACAAGGGCAAGGGUGCGGGUGGACCCUGACCUCAGAGUUGUGGAGAUACCCAAUGGGAGCCCAGAAGAAAAACCAGUGGUCUUUGAGGCUUUGCACAAUCUGGAGCCUCGUGGGUAUGUUGUCGGAUGGAUCAUUGCCAUCAGUUUGCUGGUGGGAAUUCUCAUCUUCCUGUUGCUGGCCGUGCUUUUAUGGAAGAUGGGCUUCUUCCGCCGGAGGUACAAAGAAAUUAUUGAGGCCGAAAAGAGCAGGAAGGAGAAUGAAGAUAGUUGGGACUGGGUCCAGAAAAAUCAGUGAACUGCCCAUGAAAAGUAAAGCCCAGUCAUGUGGCACGUGCUUGCUAGCCUAUAGGUCCUGCUCUCGUAUCUUCCAUAUGUGGAAGAAGGAAUCUUCUCCAGAUUUUUCGGAGACCCCGUUGAUGCUGUGUCUUUAUCACUCCAACAAGCUAGGGAACAUAAUCCUGAGGCAACCACUGCAGCCACGUCAGGUGACUGGAGCGAUUUACACUUCAUUUAAGAGCUGAAAUUUGAACUUCGGUAACCAAGCUGCAGUGCAGAGCAAUAUUUAUGAAUCCAACUAUGUGGUAUACCCUCAGGGGAAGACUGUUACCUAAAAAUAUUUUUUAUAAAUAUAAGCUUUUUAUAUUGAUUAUGUCUUUAUAUUUGUAUCAAUGUUUUAUAGUUUCUAUUGAAUAGCUAUAUAGUUCACUCAAGCACUGAUAUCUGGCUAAACCCUUGGAAAUACAUAUAUGUAUAUACAAAUCGUAUUGUACUUUUAAACUUCAAUGCAAGAGAGAAGAGAGAGAUUUGCAGAUAAAAGUAGCUGAAAUCCUCAUAUGCUUAAUUCACAAGGCUUGGUAAUGUUGUGUGUAGACCAUUUUAUGGCAAUAAGCCAAAGUCUUUUCACUAUCUCUUUUUUUUUUAGUUGAAUUUGGUGUUUUAUUAACUGAAGAACCUAAUGUAUUACACAGAUGUGAUGUUCUGUAUCUGAGUCUGUCCUUUACUGGCCUGAAUGGGAGAGGAUGAAAAUAUUUCCUCAUUGAUGUGUAGCAAGACUUGUAGCUUGCUUUGGCUCACUGAAGAAAGCAUCACAGAAUGUUUUCCUUUGGGAAGUUUUCUCUUGCAGUCUUUAGUACUUUGAUAAUGGUCUAGGACUGUACAAUUGAGAUACCAGAAGGAUGUAACUGGGCCAACCACUGUGGCAUUGACAAAUUCCUUGGAAUUAAAAAUAAUAAUAAUAAUGGAGCCAUA